This is a messenger RNA of Oncorhynchus kisutch (coho salmon), 4817 nucleotides long. Its product is annotated as fibroblast growth factor 6-like. Lineage: Eukaryota; Metazoa; Chordata; Actinopteri; Salmoniformes; Salmonidae. Bases 825 to 1445 code for a protein of 206 amino acids. The record is from RefSeq and is a predicted model, not a curated record. The transcript has 3 exons. Gene Ontology annotation, molecular function: growth factor activity.
AUUACAAAGAAAAUAUGAUAUGCAUUUAUGUUUCAGGGGAAGGAAUAGUCUAUGAGAGACGUUUCGGGUAACUAAAUUACGCACCACUGUGCUCAUGAAUGCAUCUUACUUUAAUUGUAAGCCUAUUCAAGUGUUUUAAGAGAAUAAUUGGUUUGGAAAGUUCUUGAACCAGCAGCAUAGGAAGUGGCCCCCAAGGGUGCCAUUGCUCUCCGGUGACAAGUGGACUGUUUUUACACCUUCCUUCUAAAUAAGGAAGCAGCCUGUCAGACAUAUGACCACCGACCCAAUUUGGGAGCUGCCAAAGUGUCCAUCAUGUUUCGCAGUUGCUUAACGCCACCCAAUGCGAUCUCUCCCUUCCUCGGUUUCACGGGCGCUGUGACAGUGUUCGGUUGAACUCUCCACAGACUUGGCACUGCAAUUCAGCGCCUCUUUUCUUGCUUGCUUGCAACUUCACUCUCCCCAUCCUCCGCCCUUGUAUUAUUCGAAGGGGCAGCAGUGAACUCAGCAUGAUGUAAUCUAGAGAUGCGAUAGCCUGGCAAGGUGAAACAGGGUUUUGGUGAGUGGUGUUCUCCACGGCCUGCGUUGCCCACAGAGAGAGGGAGGCGCGGGGCUGCAAAACAUGGUAAUCAUCACCGCCACCAUCUCAAGCACUGCCACGCGCAAUCCCAUUUCUACUCCUCUGCAUUGGGGCUGUCGUCUCAUGCCCAGACCCCUGAUCAGCUUUCCAAAAAUAAUCCUCUGCCAGCAUGCCGAAGGAAGAAAAACAAGAAGAGUGGUAUUUUUAGGGCCAUUCAUUUUGACCACGUGCCCCGAAGGUAAACCGGAUGGCCAUUGCGCAAAGGUUCCUCAUCAGUAUGUCCUACGAGGCCAGCACGCACUGGACGUUGACUGCGAUUGUUCUCUUGGGGUUCAUAGUAGGGAUUGUGUCAUCAUAUCCUAUUCCGAGCAGGACAAAUGCAACGUUAUUGGAGAAAAGAUGGGAGACCCUCUUCUCCCGCUCCAUUCUGGGCAUCUCGGGGGAGAAAUCGGACCUGAACUGGGAGAGUGACUAUUUGCUAGGUAUCAAAAGAGUCCGGAGGCUCUACUGCAACGCGGGUAUCGGGUUUCACCUCCAGGUCCUCCCAGACGGGAGGAUAAAUGGUGUACAUAAUGAAAACCAGUACAGUCUAAUAGAGAUCUCAACGGUAAAGCGAGGAGUGGUUAGCUUGUAUGGGGUAAGGAGUGAGCUGUUUGUCGCAAUGAAUAGCCGAGGAAGGUUAUACGGAACGACAGUCUUCCAUGAUGAAUGCAAGUUCAGAGAGAGCAUGCUGCCAAACAACUACAACGCCUAUGAGUCUUCCGUUUACAGAGGCUCCUACAUUGCUCUCAACAAGCAUGGCCGUCUGAAGAGAGGCAAAAAGGCCACCACUGCCAUGACUGUCACACACUUCCUCCCCAGAAUAUGAGCAAAACUGGCAAUAACUCACUUAUUUGCACAUGUGGAUUGUUUUCCAGGUAACAUUAUACUGUAUACACGCAUACACCAAUACAAAUGGACUGCAAAAGAAAGAAAUACCACUAUAUAUGAUGGUAUUUAUUCAGUCUUUUAUAUGUACAUUUCGUUAGCUUACUUUGUUUUACAACUUAUGGAUAUGCCAUUCUUUGCUGCUUGUUAUUUUAAUGAGUAUUAUAUAAGGGGUGGAGAAGCUUCGUCUGUCCCCUCCACUUGAUAUGGGUGCUUGCCAUAUCUGGUGGAGACCUUGCCCUGUCAGUGGAUGACAGCUCAGUCUCUAGAAGUGAAAUGGAUACUUUUCAUUUACCUCAAAGCGCCACGUCACCGAAUGGAAAAAAAUGUGUGCAUGAAAUUUCUACUGAGAAGAAUGCCUGUUUACUUUGAACUUUUGUCGUUAUCAAUCAAGGACUAGACAUUUUCCAUCCUCUGUGUCAACAUUAUACCAUUGUAUAGUAAGGGUAACUAGAGCACUUGUUUGUUUCCUUGCUUUAUGAUGAGAUGGUGUGUGCCUUUGAUUCCCACUUGAGAGCCCCUUCCCUUGCAUGCGAGAAAUGCGCCCCUCAGUCAGAAAUAGGGAUGACACGCAGGUCAUCACUAACCUCAUACACUCCGGGGGGCUUUAGCCCGAUUCCUAAAGGCCCACAAGUAUCUUCAGUUUCUUUUCAGAAUAACGUCAAUCAAGUAAUUGAGACUCUAAUUGAGACUGUGUCCGAGCUCAUAGCCAUUGAUGUGGAAAGCUAGAGCUGGAGACCCACCAUCCUAGGGGGCUUGACAAUCCUGGCUUUUAUGAGGCUAGAUGGUUUUAUGAGGCUAAGUGCAUGAUGGCUAGAUGGUCAGACCAGAAUGAAAUGUGUGUAUGUGCCUGGUCUUGGACUAAAGGGAGCCUGCUGUAGAAAUCAAACAGUUUGAUUCCUUUUGAAACUGAUGAGGGUUGAAACCUUAACUUGUGCGCUGGUUCGAUGUCUGUUGUUGCACUUACAGUAUCUCCAUUUCUGCAGUAAAUGUUGAGCUGCAUAAAUAUAGCUUGUUUUCACAUUCACUCUGGAAAUGAGGGUCAGCUACAUUAAUUUGAAGUAAUGUGAAUAUUACAUAGAAUUUUUUUUGAGAGAUCUUGCUUAUUUCACGCAACUGAGAUUUGCUAACAAUAUUUCAGGUAGCUAAUGCAAUCUGUAUUUUACAUAUAAUAUCUGAUAGUUAGAUCAUAACGAUUGUACUCAUAGGUACCUGUUUCUCUCUUUCAUUGCUUACAGCAGUUAUUAAGUUGUAAGGUCUUGUGUGAAAGAAAAACAGAAGCAAUGUCUCAAAGCAUUUCCCCAAAGGCUUACAGUAGUGAUGGUGGGCUUUGUGCAUUGAAGUCAAUGCUUGCUUGCUCUCCUCCUCGAAUACUGUACGUUUCCAUAGUGGAGCGAUAAACCCAUACAGUGCUGUACUGACAUGAAGAAGAGUACUUAUAUGGGACUGUGCAUGUGGUACCCAUUGUUCUUUUAACCUGCUAAGGAUGCAGAUCAUUUUGGACAAGCUACUCCCCAAAUACCCGAGCAGACCCCCCUUGUCCAGUGGACACUGUAAAAAAGCCUUUGUUCAACAAUGGCCAUGAGAUUCCAGAAGUAUCCUUCCUCUCCCAUCCGGAGCCCUUUUAGUCCAAGGUCAGAGUCAUAGACUUCUUUCACUGUGUCUAGGCACGUGAUGUUCAGGUUGACCCGGGGUUGACCCGGAUCUCUUUUCCCCUUUGACCUACGUUCGCUCUGUUAUUCCUUUAUUUAUUUGUGGUUGAUAUGUAGCUCGAAGGAAACCUUGCAUGAAUGACAUACAGUGAUUUUUAGGUGUAAGUGGUUUGAUGAUUCUGUACCUCUCUUUGACUGGUGGGCAAUGAGCAUGGAUUUAUUGGGAACGGAGUGGCAUAAUCUGAUUUAAAGACGGUUUAUCUUUGGUUAUUACAGUGCUAUAGGUAUGUUUGGUGCGUCAGAGUAAAAUCCAUAAGAUGUUGUCAUCGUUUACCUCUUUUAUAUUUACACCAGUUCAAUUCUUAUUCCAACACAGCAUUCAUCGGUAGCCAACUGUCAAAUGGAUUUGAGCUGGUACUUACCUCCCCCCCCAACUACUUGUAGUAGGAAGAGACAGGCUGCAGGCUCGAUGCAGGGUCUAGUUGAGAUGGAACACAGAAAGCAUCCAUUUGUACACCCAUCAUACUCUGUAUCUGCCACAGCAAAAGAGAAAGCAGAGGUGUUAUCAGAUCAAUUUACCUUGAGUCAGGAAUAAGAUGGAAUUGUCCUGCUGUGCAGUGCUAGCAAAGCACUACUUCCAACGAAGAUGGUAUACAAAGAGGAUGGCAAACAAAGAGGAUGGCAGACAAUGAAAAUAUGUAACACAAAGGCUGUUUUGGAUGUGGGCCGUUAUGAAGUUUUAUUCAGUCUUCCAGGUAGAGUUAUCUCUACAGAUAGCACCAGAUCAAGCCUACCUAUAUUGUCACAAUGUAACUGAAAAAUGUCUUGAGAAUGAUCUAUUCAGGAUUGUGGAAUGAAUGAAACAAGCUUUUCUACCGUUUUGCAUGUGUCUUUCUGGGAUGACGUAGCAGGAUUCAUGGUUUCAUUUAAUCUGGGUGGUGCAACAACAUCCUAUUGUAAUUAUCAUUCAUAUUUUUUGGGGCCGGUCUAUAUGGACAACAGGACACUAUCUGGACAACCUUGAGAUUUUGUAUGAAAAGCGCUAUAUAAAAUAAAUCUAUUAUUAUUAUUAUUAACAAGCAAAUACAUGAACUGAAAUAGAGAUAUUUGGAAGUGUGAGAAUUGUGCCUCAGUCAAAAUGGUUUCUUAUGUCAUAAAGAGCACCUAGUUUAGUGUACACCUGUUAGACCUUCACACAAGUCUUUGUACUAAAUGCAUUAAAGCUGCUCAAAGAGUGUUAGAUACGCAAAUGGUGUUCAAGCCUACAGUAGCUUACAAUGCAAUCCAUUGUGGGCUCUCCAACGUGUGCAAAGGUGGCGGUAGCGAGUCUGUGUGUGCCCUGUGUGUCUGCAGCCUUAGUUUGUGUUCUCACUCAGUUUUAUAUUCCUGUACUGAGGGGAGUGUGCAUCCUCUAAAUCCCCCUCGUCUUUUUUAACAUAUACCUUACCUUCUGCCUUAGUUCCGAUUUAUUGAAAUGAUUGUAAAUUAGUUUGAAAAACAGACUUCUCCAAUCAUUUGUUUCUGGGGGGAAAAAAAUAUGUUGACGAGUAAGAAUACUAAUAUAUAAAAAAUUGCUUUCCUUUUAUUUUUGUACGUAUGUGCUGUGCACAACAGUCAACUGUAUUCCUGCAAUAAUAAUUAAAACAUGUUUUAUAUUUGUU